Messenger RNA from Drosophila rhopaloa, 1579 nucleotides. RefSeq names its product probable serine hydrolase. Lineage: Eukaryota; Metazoa; Arthropoda; Insecta; Diptera; Drosophilidae. The record is from RefSeq and is a predicted model, not a curated record. The transcript is spliced from 2 exons. The coding region runs from base 166 to 1197 and encodes 343 amino acids.
GUCGUCGAACAGCUGUUCUAGCUGUAACAGGUGAAAUUAUAUAGAAUCAAUUCCGGAAUCGAACGAUUGGCAAGAUACUUAAGAUUAUACUAGAAGUGGUGCCACAAUUACUGGACCGAGUCUAAAAGUUGGCGACGGGCAAAGUUCGGAAGGCAGUCGGUCUGGAUGGGAACUUUGUCAUUGCGCGAUUUUAAGGAGGUGAAAAUCCCAGCACCUUGGGGUCACAUCGCUGGACGUUGGUAUGGAAAUCGACAGGAGCGACCGAUUCUGGCAAUCCACGGAUGGUUGGACAACCUGGGCACCUUCGACCGGUUGAUUUCCCUACUUCCGGAUUACAUAGGAGUACUUUGCAUCGAUCUUCCCGGACAUGGAAGGUCCUCUCACAUUCAGCCAGGGAUGCACUAUGCCGUCCUCGACUACGUGUCUAUCAUUCCCCGAGUGAUGAAGGAGUACGGAUGGUCGAAAGUCUCCCUGAUGGGCCACUCCUUGGGUGGCAUCAUGAGCUUUCUUUACACUUCACUGGCUCCUGAUACCGUGGAUAUGGUCAUCUCCCUGGACAUUGUGGUUCCUGGGACACCAGUUCCUAAAAGGUUAAUUGGCAUCCUGGCUCACAACAUGGAGAAGCACCUGGUGGAAGAGGAUCGUCAGGGUAAUCUUCACGAGCCGCCCUCCUACACCCUCUCUCAGUUGACCGAGGUCCUUGCCAAGGGGAGUUCCAAUUCCGUGACACCUGAUUUGGCCAAGCACCUUCUUCAUCGGCAGGUGCUAAAGUCGCGACUUUACCCGGACAGAUACUACUUCUCCAGGGAUGGACGCGUGAAAUUCUACAAUCUAACUAACAUGGAUCCUGGACUAAUUGAGGAAAUGUCAAAACGGAUCCAAAGAAAGCCCUACCUGAUCAUAAAAGGAUCUGAUUCUCGGUUUGUGGGAGUUCACACCGAAAAACCCAUUGCCAUUCUGCGGCAAAACAAUCCGCACUUUGAGUUCUACGAGGUGAAAGGAGGUACCCAUCAUGUCCAUCUCCAUGCCGCCGAGGAGUGUGCUCGAUACAUAGUGCCCUUCAUCCGACAUCAUCGACCUCCAGCACUGACCUCUUGGUCCUUAACUGGAAAGGAACUGCAACUAAGCACCAACGAAAAACGCAGGGAACAAGAAAGAGUCCUUGAAAGGAGCCAAAACCAACUUAGCAAAUUGUGAAGUAUUUUAUGUGGUGAUGUGAAAUUUACACUUGAUUAUUGAUUUGUUUUUAAAAUAUCUAUGUAGAACACAAAAUGUAUUAUUGAGGCUAUGCUAGCAGAUUGUGAUUACUAAACACUUUAUUAAGCUGAUUACUGUAUAUUACUAAAUUACCAUUACAACACAUAUCAGGUCAUUAAGUACUAUAAUCAGAGCAAAAUUAAAUAUCGGGGCUUCCAAUUUAUUUAUCUUAAGCUCAACUAUGAAAAAUAUGUUGAAAAUAUGAAAAUGUUGUUUUUGUACCACUCAGGUCAUUGGUAUUUUAAUCUUUUUAUAAUAACAAAAAUCAUAUAAAUAAAUUUCUUAAUGAAGUAAUAAUAACGUUAAUUCGUACCAAAAGAUA